Messenger RNA from Malassezia sympodialis ATCC 42132, 714 nucleotides. RefSeq lists its product as uncharacterized. Bases 1 to 714 code for a protein of 237 amino acids. Gene Ontology annotation, biological process: DNA repair. The record is from RefSeq and is a predicted model, not a curated record. The transcript has 2 exons. Gene Ontology annotation, cellular component: nucleus; Smc5-Smc6 complex. Lineage: Eukaryota; Fungi; Basidiomycota; Malasseziomycetes; Malasseziales; Malasseziaceae.
AUGGUGCGAAUCGGCGAUGAGCUGUAUUCCAAGGUCAAGGCGCCAAUGGAUGGACUUUUAGAUUCGAGGUAUCUACUCAACAUUUCGGAUAUGGGUGCAGAGAUGACACGCACCAUGCGCAUUGAUGCCGACGCGUUUGAUAUGGAUGAGUAUAUGCAGAAGGUUGCACAUUUCAUCGGUGGAUCUACAGUUGCUGUAUCAUCACGGCCAGACGAGAGUGCGGAUGAUAUGUCACAGAUUUUCACUGGUGAUACGGACACAUGGAAUUGGGAUCGACUUGGCUUACUGGCGGCACGUCACUCGCGGCGUGCGCCUGUGGCGGAGCAUUUGCUGGGCCCGUUGCAAGUUACUCCCAAACACAGGAAGAUAACUCGCACGUCUCGUCUUGAUGCAGAUGCAGAGCAGGUCGCGCCUCAGAGACUUGAUGCAUCCGCUAUUAUUCCGUCGGAAAAUGAAACCUCGCGCAUGGUGCUGGACAUCGCGCGCCGUUUGGAGGAAUGUUGUGGUGAAGAUGGUAUCAACAUGUUCCGUUUUGCCCUGAAUCCAGACAGCUUCUGCGACUCAGUGGAGAAUUUGUUCUACAUCAGCUUUCUUAUCCGGGAUGGAAAAGCUGCCAUCAUUGAAGACAAUGAAGGGGACCCAAUUCUCUGCAGGCAGGCCUUACGCGACGUCAGCUCGUCCUGGAGCUUGACGUCCCCACCUGGCGUGAACUAA